This is a messenger RNA of Drosophila albomicans, 2604 nucleotides long. It is a transcript of the gene Tis11, whose product is annotated as protein TIS11. The transcript has 4 exons. Bases 705 to 2045 code for a protein of 446 amino acids. Gene Ontology annotation, molecular function: mRNA binding; metal ion binding. The record is from RefSeq and is a predicted model, not a curated record. Lineage: Eukaryota; Metazoa; Arthropoda; Insecta; Diptera; Drosophilidae.
CCGCCGCUAUAUUUGUAAAGUUCACGAUUGAGAGCGGACGUGUUUUUUUGUUUGCUGCACACACACAACAAUAAACACAAAGGUGCAAAACGUGCCACAGGAUCCAUUUGCAACUCGUAAAUUCAAAUUGUAGUUUUUUGUGCACACUCGUCAUCAAAAUAAAUACAAAUCGAAAAUUCAAAAAAAAAAUAAAAAUCAAAAUACGUGAGUCCGCAGCAAACUUUUGUUGAUUGAAAUGCAGCACGCGCAAAGCAAUAACAAUAACACCAACUACAACCAUUACAACUACAACUACAACAACAAUAACGAACUACAACUUAACUAGCAAAUAUCAAAAGUUUCAAGAAGCCGCCAUAACAACAAAUACUGCAAAGUGCAAAUACAAAAAACAAAAACAAAAAACAACAACAAUAAUAAUAUUGCAAAAACAAAAACUAAAUAAAUUCAUCGCAAUCAAUUUCUCAAGUCAGCAAAAGAAAAGAGUUUAAAUUCAAAUACAAAAAAAAGGCAAAAUCGAAUAAUACACAAAAAAAAAAACCAAAACUAAAACACAUACAACAAAAGAUAAAGCAAUUGUUUUUGCACUCUGUCCAGUGAAAUACGAGCGAGCGAGAGCGAGUAACAAGAAGGAGCAGAGCUGAAGAGAGGAGCGAGAGUGAGAGAGCAAAGGCCCAUCAAAUAAUCAUAAUAACAACAACAACAAAAUGUCGGCGCGAAUUGUGAAAAAACCUACUUCGAUUUUUGGCGGCGGCAAUUCACCAUAUUUCGAUUGCGGCGACAUUCUCCAAGCGGUUGCCAGUGAUCUGCAGCAGCAGCAGCAGCAGCAACCGGAUCACAUCCUGCUCGACGCCAGCAUGGAACAGCAGCAACAACAACAACAACAACAGCAGCAGAGUCGCCAACGUCGCCUGCACGGUUUACUCACACGCACAAUUUCACAGCCAACACAGCAUCAGGUGAAUCAGUUGAACCAACAACAGCAGCAGCAACAACAACAACAGCAACCGAAUGCUUCGCUGGUGACAAUUAUCGAGGAUCUGAACAGCAUGAAUCUGCAUCGCAAGCUGGAGAGAACGCAGUCGGAGCCGCUGCCGCCGCAGCAGCCAAUGAACACAUCGCGCUACAAGACGGAGCUGUGCCGUCCCUACGAGGAGGCAGGGGAGUGCAAGUACGGGGAGAAGUGUCAAUUCGCCCAUGGUUACCACGAGUUGCGUAAUUUGCAGCGUCAUCCCAAGUACAAGACCGAAUACUGUCGCACCUUCCACAGCGUUGGCUUCUGUCCCUACGGACCGCGUUGCCACUUUGUGCACAAUGCGGACGAGGCGCGUGCCCAACAGCAACAACAGCAACAACAACAACAACAACAACAACAGCAGCAACAACAACAGCAACAACAAGCUCAAGGCAAAUCGUCAGCGUUUGCUUCGCCAACUGGCAACAACAAUUCACCAAGCAGCAACAACAACAACAACAUUUCGAGUGGCAACAUCAGUCAAUACUUCUUGCCACUGAGUCCGCCACUGAGCAUGAGCACGGGAUCCGAUCGCGAGUCUCCCACUGGAUCGUUGUCGCUCUCGCCCACAAAUUCGCUCACAAAUUUCCCAUUCCACGAUGCGGUUGCCUAUUUGAACAUGCCACCAAAUGGGGCAGGCGGUGGCAGUGUGGCAACAAAUGCAGUUGGUGGCAUCUUGAAUGGAGCUGGAGGAUCGACAUCAUCAUCAUCGGCAUCGGCAUCGUCCACCUCGUCACCCCCCACGCCCCCCGACAGCCCAAAUGCGCCCAUUUCGCCUGUGCACACGCCACCGCCAUCGUCACAGCAACAACAACAGCAACAACAACAACAACAACUCUAUCAGGAGGUGCAACAUCAUCAGGUGCACAAGCAGCUGGUGCAGAAGAGCGUCAGCUCGCCAAUGCACUUGCAACAACAUCACCUGCAACAACAACAACAACAGCAACAUGAGGAGGCGCCUCGCUUGCCGGUGUUCAAUCGUCUCAGCUCAGCUGUGGAGACUUAUCAGCAGCACUCCAAUCUGGGACUAUAAAAAGUGCAUUCCCCUCCUCCUCCCCCCUUUCACCCUUUCCCACCCCCUUCCACUGCUACCGACAACAAUCUCAACAACAACAACUUCAUCUAAGAACCCUUUUUAUGGCAAGCACACAUUUUCCCUCCCCCCUCCACACCCUUCUGUUUUAACAACACUUUUUCAAACUCUUUCUCUCUCCCUCUCUCUCUCUGUUAUGGCAGCCAUAUUGCACUAUUGUCAUCUCACUCACACUGUUAACUAAUGCUUGCAUUAAUUUGCCUCUAUUGUCAUCUCACUCACACUCAAACAGCAAAGUGCAAGCUAUCGAUAUCGAUAUAAUGUUAUCGAGCGACAAGUUCGCUCUCAAUUUUGCUCAAACGCUCCCCCUCCCCUCUCCCUCUCUCUUUCGCACUUUGUCGCUUUUGUUUAAUAUAUUUAUAUGCAACCAAUUACACACACACACACACACACACACACACAAUUUAAGCUUAAGUUUAGUUAAGUUAAGCUCAAGUCAGCGCCUUUUUACUGUUAAUCGAGUCGCGCGUCUUCCAACAACAACAAAAACACAAAAACA